This is a messenger RNA of Chondrus crispus (carragheen), 1690 nucleotides long. RefSeq lists its product as hypothetical. The transcript is spliced from 3 exons. The coding region runs from base 1055 to 1690 and encodes 211 amino acids. Lineage: Eukaryota; Rhodophyta; Florideophyceae; Gigartinales; Gigartinaceae. The record is from RefSeq and is a predicted model, not a curated record.
ACGACGAGGAAGUCAUGGUUAAGACAGAGUUUGUUUGGGCAGAUGGCGCCGAUCAGGAUGUCAAGCUUUCCGGUGCAUGGAAUGGUUGGAUGCCAGUUCAGAUGUACCACGAAGGAGGUUAGUUACACUCGUUUUCCGAAACCCCCACCCCUAGCACCCACGCCCUGCAUAUUCUAAGCCUUCUUGUGUCAUGUUCUAUUUUGCGCCAAUCCUUUCUCUCCCUUUUAUCUACGUUUUCAGGUGGCAUGUGGUCCGUCGUAACGCCAGUACCCGCGGGCACCCACGAGUUCAAAUUUGUAGUCGACGGUGAAUGGAAACAUAGCACGCGUCAUCCCACCGUCGGCGAAGAUGAAGAGACAAUGAAUAACAUCCGAGUCAUUCGAGGUCCCCCUAAGAACAAGCAGAAUACCGCCCGUCUUUCGGAACAGCGGAAUAAGGAAGCCGGCAUGUCGGCUCCUAAACAGAAGAAAUGUUGUGUCUCAUAACUUUAUGCUUCAAUUGCAUUGAUGUAAGCGGAUUCGAAAAAGGAGGAAGGCAUGUGGAUGAGUCGGUCAGCUAGACCAAUGGUUUAUAGUGUCAGUUGACGACGCUGCGUAUGUAUAUUGGUCCAACUAUGUCUUGCCGAAUGAAAAGUUGGUCUCGUAGAAGAAGAAGAAGAAAAAAACAUUUGCACGCGUGUUCCCCCUUUCGUCAUGCUGCUCAUUCACUUGAGGAUGGGAUGGGAUCGCUCGUUUGAUAUUUAUGUAUCUUGGCUGGGGGAAAAGCACGUGGCCGGAGCUCACAGUGUGCGUAUUAAACAUGAGUUUCUUCUUACUUUUUGUAUAUGUUAGGUCAAUGGAGGGAGUGAAGACCGAGAGGAAGUACGGUUGGGUGACACGAGAGGGUGGGCUUUCAAGGGUGUUUUUUGAAACGAAACAAAAACCACCGAAAUGGAUAUUUUCGCUAGUUCGCCGUACAGAGAGCAUGUUGGGCAAGUAACGUAGGUAGAGACACAGGUGCAGAUUCAUCAAUAUUUCCAGGAUGCUCUGCUUGAAGAAGCCUUUGCGCUUCGUCUAUGGGUCCUCGAUCCGUCCGUAUGCACCCCAGGACCGUCCGAAAAAUUUGCUCAAAUCAUUCCUGCCAUACAACACCUCGCUACUGUACAAUUUCCGCUAAACGCCCUGUUUUUCACACACACCAAAAAACUACCAAUCUUUUCUCCCGUCGCGCAUUUAGUCUAAACCCACUGUGCGUCAUUGCCGCCUUCAACUCUCUACUCCCGCUGCCUCACCCGUUCUCCCGCAAAUCUCAUUCCCCCGCCCCCCUUCACCUACACCUGUUUACCAUUUCUUUCCGUCAGCAUUCUCAACUUGUUUUAUCUUUCAGCGCCAAACUGUCCACUCUAUUCCCUUUAGACAACUUGGUCUUUAUAUCUAUCAACCAGCUUGUCACCUUUUUUAUCCCCGCCCUACCCAAUUCUCUUUCAUUUUCAAAUCCCUUUCUCAAGAGCUCCACUGGAAAUCGCUCAUGUUCGCCUGUCGGCGAGUUUGACGCUCAAAAGCUGUUUCUGCAAUACGUCUCUUUACAGUCAUAUACCCAUCGCGAUUCGCUUUACCUUUUCCCCUUGGGUGUUCGUCUUUGCAGGCAAUUGAUUCUUCUUUCUCGUCCACAUCCUCCGAACAGAAGCUGUCUCAAUUUGAUUCCCUUCUAA